Messenger RNA from Frankliniella occidentalis (western flower thrips), 3110 nucleotides. Its product is annotated as cytochrome P450 6A1. The record is from RefSeq and is a predicted model, not a curated record. The transcript is spliced from 6 exons. Gene Ontology annotation, molecular function: iron ion binding; heme binding; monooxygenase activity. The coding region runs from base 137 to 1150 and encodes 337 amino acids. Lineage: Eukaryota; Metazoa; Arthropoda; Insecta; Thysanoptera; Thripidae.
GUGGCGUGGCGGCUGCCCUCAGUCUUCAUUUAGCCUUCAGCGCCCACCGAAGCGGAGAGGUCGAGUUGGCUCGGCGCUUAACCAACGUUGCCUUUUUCGGCUGUACACGUGCUCCGAGUGCUUCCCUACUCCCGCCAUGAUUGUGCCCUCCGUGCUCGCGGCCGUGGCCGCGCUACUGGCUGCCGUCUGGUACUACUUCACACGCAACUUCAGCUACUGGACUGACAGGGGCAUCGUGUCCUGCAACCCCUUCUCGCUGACAGGCGACGGUGGCGGCGGCCUGCCCUUCGGCAAGCCUUUCUACGAGCUGCUCACGCCCAUCUACCAGAAGUACAAGGGCAAGGAGCGCUUCGUGGGCACGUUCCAGGCGCGGCGCCCAGUCCUGGUCCCCAUCGACCCGGAAGUCACCAAGGCCAUCCUCACGAAGGACUUUAGCCAUUUUCACGGUCGCGGCAACCCCACUGACGAGAGUGAUCCUUUCAGCCAGAACCUUUUCUUCCUAGAAGGCGCACGAUGGAAAAACCUAAGGAUGAAGCUGAGCCCCACUUUUACCUCGGGCAAACUCAAGGGCAUGUUUCCCUUGAUGUCCGGCAUCACCGAUCAACUGAAUGAGGCGGUGCGGGACAAGGCCGCGAAGGCUGACAACGAGGUGGAGUUCAAGGAGCUGCUAACCCGCUACAGCACGGACGUGAUCGGGUCGGUGGCCUUCGGCAUCGACUGCAACACGGUCAGGGGUGAGAGCGACGAGUUCUACCUCAUGUCGCGCGAGCUGUUCAGCCGCAACCUGCUGGGUCUCUUCCGCUUCUUCCUCGUCUCCAUCCACCCCGUGUUCGUCAAGCUGCUCCCCUUCCGGACUGUCUUCAGGGGCAUGACCACGUUCUUCCUCUGCCUCAUGAAGGAGACGGUCGAGUACCGCGAGAAGAACAAGGUGGAGCGCAACGACUUCGUGCAGACUAUGAUGCAGCUGCGCGCCGAGGACCGCGGCCGCAGCAUGCUGGACCGCGCCAGCCACGUGGAGUUCAACAACGAGACCAUGGCGGGGCAGGCCUUCGGCUUCUUCCUGGCCGGCCUCGACAACAUUUCCAACACGACAUCAGCUGCAAUAUAUCUAAAGAAACCUCUUCAGGCUAAACAGUUUUACAAAAUAUAACAAUACAACAAAAAGAUGGACCCACCAGACACAGUAAGUAUUAAAAAAUUUUGAAAUAAAAAAAAUUGUUAAGGUACAACAUACUCCACAGAGUUAGCCCACAAUUUCUGCUGGAGCUUAAUCGGAAGGGUUAUAGUGUUUUCUGUAGCUAUAAUAACUGAGGUCCUAAAAAGGGUUUUUUAGUCAAACUAAACCUAAAAAGUCUACUUCAUGAAGCCAACGAAGACCUACGCCCACAAAGUUAGCUCAAAUUUGGUAACGAAGUCUUCUAAGAACGCUUGUAGAGCUUCCCCCGGAAUCCUGGAGUUCUUGCCGGCUACCACGAGGAGCACCUCACCGACAACCCCAUGUCGUGGCGUGCGACCUCCUAUCGCGGACUUGCAAGGGUCUAACGCUGCCCUGCAAGGGCCUAAACAUCAAGUGCAACGAUCUGGGCGGGGAAGACAGAAAGCGGCAGGUUUGUAGUAUUGCCCCCCCCCCUUCCGUUCCCCAGCGUCCAACACAUACAAACACUCAAGGGCGCCCAUGGUGAGAAAGUGCACCGACCCAAGGCUGCAACAGCUACAGCAGUGAACGACACUCAGUCCAGGUCCGUCAACUCCUUGCCGGCUGCCCUCUGUUCACCGCCCAGACAGACACAGCAGCAGGUAUGGCAAGGAAUAGCCCCUCGGCAGUGUCAUCCACUCCGCUGCCAUCGAAGCCCUGACGGUUGACGUCCGCUGCACACUCAGGUUGUCGACAGCGCAACAACAGGUAGGGCAAGGAGUCACCGCACAGCAGCGUUCUUCACUCAGUGGUCAAUCCUGUUACACGACAGUGCGCGCCAGGACGCGUAGUUGCCUACCCGGCCGGCGCUCCCUCGCACUCACACUCACCUUGGUGGGGUCGAGCAGCGGUCUCUGCGCGGACAUCCGGUGGGGGGUGGGCCGCGAGGCCUGCACCACCGGCCGCUCGUCGUAGUCAUCCUGGUGCUAGUGCUGGGAUAGCGAGGGCGUGGUGGGCGCGGCCUUGGCCUUGGCGCCGAGCAGCUGAGGGCUGCGGGGCAGCACGGGGUUGCUGCCACGGGACGGCAGGAAGGGUCGCCGCUCCACCCGCGGGGCCUGGAUCACGUCGUCGGCCGUCGUGCUCCGCGGCGGCGCCGGCGUGGUCGUGGUCGUGCUGCUGGGAUGCGGCGGCGAGCGCGGCCGCGUCGACGGAUGCGUUGGCAUAGUCCUGGGCGUUACCAGCUACGAAAGGUACUCCUCGUCAUCGUACUACUCCACGUCCUCCUCGGACAGCGGGGCCUGCGUUGUGGUCGUGGACGGCACCGACGGCUUCCUCGGCGACUUUGGCAUGGGUUUGGGUGUCGGCGGGGGUGGUGACGUCGUCGUGGUGAAGGUGGUCAUUGUCGACGUCGUCGCCAGCGUCACUUCGCUGCUGUCGUGCUGCUGGCGGAAGAAACCGUGAGUAGCGAAAAGGGACCGCGCUGCCAUCGAAACCCUGGCGGCUGACGUCCGCUGCACACUCAGGUCGACAAUGAGCGCAACUACAGGUAGGGCAAGGAAUCACCGCACAGCAGCGUCCUCCACUCCGUGCUCAUGAACGACAGGGCGACUGCAACACGCUCUCAUCAACUCUCAGAAAGUCCGCGCCAACUCAAGUAUGAGAUCAAGGUAGAGGCCAAGUGUCGGACUACAUGGCACUGGCUGUAACCUGGGAUAUUUGUCGGAGGGCACAAGAAGCACCUCACCGACAAGACCACGUCGCGGCGUACGGCGGCUUCAUGGACUUGAGAACGCUGCCCUACAAAGGCCUCAAAAUCAAGUGCAACGAUCUAGGUGGGGAAGACGCAAAGAGGUAGGUUUGUGAUACUUUACACCUCGGUGGAGUCGAGCAGCGGUCGCUGCGCAGACGUCCGGUGGGGGCUGGGCAGCGAGGCCUGCACCAACGGCCGCUCGUCGUAGUCAUCCUGGUGCUGGUG